Messenger RNA from Bursaphelenchus xylophilus (pine wood nematode), 8251 nucleotides. The record is from the annotation of a GenBank genome assembly. NCBI's taxonomy places the organism in Eukaryota, Metazoa, Nematoda, Chromadorea, Rhabditida, Aphelenchoididae.
AUGGCCUUUCACAACUAUCACCACCAUCACCAUCCAACCCACAUCCCCCAGCUGCUGGACGCUCGAUGGAGGGCGCGGUAAGGCGAUAGAAUCUCAAAAAUCCAUAUCGUUGAAUAUUUCUGCUGCCCUUGGAAAGAGCGAGCUAAAAUUUUCAAUAUCGGUUAUGGGGCCUAUGCCCGAAAUGUGCGCAAAAUUUGAAGAAAAUCUGAGAGAAGAAAACCACUUGGGGUACUUUCCUUGCAAGAAUUGUUGUCGACGCAAAUUUAUAAAAUGUUUUUAAUAUUCUUAAACCAUAAAUAUUUUUUUCUAUAUUAUAUAAGACAAAGCUUAUGACGAAGCCUUCAUAUCCUAAAAACGGAUAAGAGGAUUGCCAUAAAAAACUAUUAAUAAAUUGGCUGAAAAAAUUGUUUACUAAAAGUUUAGGGCUUCUCGAAGGAUUUUCUCUAAUCUUUGGGUGGGCAAAAUUUUUCGAUUCAAAAUCUUUGUGAGAAAGUCGACGUUUUGAGACGAAAAUCGUUACUUUAAUCAGUGGGAGUUUACGUGUGUGGUCCUAAAAAUUUUGGGGUAAAUUUGGGCUGAAAAGCUUAAUUUGCAUGCAAGGAAAGUAUUUAAGUUUUGCACAUACAUGAGCAUAGAGCGCACAUAAAUUCCGGAAAUUUUAGCUCGCGCUUUUCAAGGAACCCCGAGAUGCUCAACGGUCUUUGCGGCCGAGAAAGUACGCGGAACGCGGAGAAUGGGCUGAGAGAAAAAUCACUUUUUUGGACGUAUCUUUGCCAGUUCGCAUGGAAAAAAAAUUAUUUUUUUUUAGAAACAUUACCCUUCAUGGCAGAAGCAGGUAUCAAACUUUUCAUACCAAAAUUCGCAAAAAAAGGGUCCUAUUUUGCCAACUUUCGACCUAGAAAUCUCGGUCGUUUCCGCAAAGAACACGCUGGCGGUCUCGCAUAGGUCUAAUUGUAAGAAAAAAUAAAUCAAGGCUUGUGCAAAGUUUCAUCAAUCUAAACGUUGUACUUAGAGUACUUUCCUUGCCAGCCAAUCUGAAUGUUUUCCUAUCAGUAAACCCGAUCACGAGCACACGUGCGGCAAAGUUGUCAAUAAGAAAACAUCCCAGCUGUCCCAGGAGUAAAUUUAAGGCUAAAAUAAAGCUUUGUAUAGCAAAAUCUCUUUAUAACGCGCAUUUUUUCUGGUUAUUUUCAUUCGUUGUAUAAAGCUGCUGUUUACAAUGGGAUCUCUUGAUAAACAGUUUUUUUUGAAACAAAAGCUGUCUAUAACGGACGAUUUUCCAAGGUCUAUAGUAAGCUAAUUUUGGGGCAAAAUAGGCUUCCCUACAACAAAAUCCUUGUAAAUAAAACAUAAAUUUUUUUGUCUAAUUCGUUGUCCAGGGGUUUCCUCUCUGAUCUACACUUGCAAUAUUAGUCUGUCGGCAAAAUAAUGAGCGCUCUGUCGCAUCGGAACUCGCAUUACCGCCGGGAAAAUGAAUUGUGUCGCGGCAAAACCAUUUUUUCCACUUCAGCGACGCGAUUGGCGCAACGUCAGAGUCCUCAUUAUUUUCCCGACAGACUGAUAAUGUUAUAAAAAAUCAUUUUAAAGUUACAGAUCCGUCUCUCCGAACCCCACCUACAUCCAUUCCAAUCGCCCAUCGGAGACGGCCGACUAUUGGACGGGGGUGGCGGCCCAGAAACGAGCAGAAUUUGCGGCUGCACGAGAUCGACACCUAGCGCAAGAAGCAACGAGGUCCACAAGUUCCACGGUGUCUUCGCGGAAGCCGAGCAGACCAUCGCCGGAUUCGGAGCUUUUGAGUCCAAAUGGAACCAACCAUUUGAGAGUCCCGUAAGUCGAACUUUAGGUGGAGGAGUUGGGGCGUUUCCUCGGUAAAAUGUGGGCUUGUUACAAUGUUGGGGCAUCAAAUAACAGAGGAAUCCCAAUCGUUGCUGCGGGGUCUUGAUCCAGUGGCAAAAAACGUACCAUUUUGCAUCCGGGAAGUAUCAAAAAUGUGGCGAAAAUCCCUCUCCAAGUGAAAAAAACUCUGAUUUCAAAAGCGCGCCCGCUCUUUUUGUGAGGGAACCCUUCAAAACGAAGUUUUUUUCACUUGGAAAGGGAAACAUUUUGCCACAUUUUUGAUGCUUUCCGGAUGCAAAAUGGUACGUUUUUUGCCACUCGAUCGGGUCCUUCACUGUACACCAAGUGCGACGCUCAGAUUUUGCUGAAACUUGGCAUAGGCUUAUUUUAACUUUUUCUAACACUGUAAGACGAUUUUUUCUAAGUGCUUUUCUCUCUGACCGGUAGAGAUAAAAGAUCCUCUUUGACCGCUCUCCACAUUUUUCGUACUCUCUCGACCGCAAAGAUGGUAGAAUAUCUCGGCCGUCCUUGCAGGGCGCGAGCUAGAACUUUCCGGAAUUCAUAGUUGGCCUGUGCCCGAAGUGUGUGCCAAAUUUAAAGAAAAUUGAAAUUUCAAAACUUCGGCUCCGCUAAAAAAUUUGAUUUUCCAAAAAUAAAAAAUAAACUUUUAUUGGCCAUGAAGCCAAAGGGAAAAUGGACAUAAAAUCCCCAAAAAAAACCUCAGAGUUCUUUGCUCGCAAGAACUCCGGGUAACGAGCGAAUGUUCCCGGUCCAAUUGGUUUUAGUGGUCAGCACGAAAAGGGACAGGCUUGUUUUUCUCAAUUUGAAAUUUUAUUUCCCUUCCUUGUGGGAGCCCCUAAAGAGCUAAACAUUUUGAGACAGCUAUUUCGAUGGGUCUGUUUUUACCAGGUUUCGAGGAUUUGGUCGAUAUUUUUCAGGUAAAAAGUUUUGAGUUUUUGAAAAAUAAUUUUUUUAGGAAGCAUAGACGGAAAAAAUUUUAAAAAAUUGAUCUUUUUUUUGAGAGACUAUGUAAAAUGAGGAGAGUCGGACAGACGAAAAAUGGUCCUUUAGCUGUAAAUUUUUCUAUUCUGCAGCAAAAAAUCGAUUUUUUUGGGAAAAAUUUUUUACUUCUUUUGAUAAAAGGUCAUCGUUUUGAGGACCAUAAUCGCGAAAAAAAUUCUUUUCUUUGUUUAUUUUUUUGAUUUAAAAAUCUUGAAUAUCUCUGCAAAAUACGCGCUGAAAAACUCCAACAUAUCAGUCUGUCGGGAAAAUAAUGAGCGCUAUGUCGCAUCAAAAAUGUCAUCGCCGCCAGGAAAAACGAGUUGUGUUGCGGAAAAAUCCAUUGCUUUUCACUUCAGCGACGCGAUUGGUGCAGCGACAUUGUGCUCAUUAUUUUCCCGACAGUCAAAAAUUUUAGAAAAUAGUGUUUAAAAAUUUAUUUGGGUGAAAUUCGGGGGUACCCCAGAAAAAAUCGGUUUGAAAAAAUGAAAAAAAAAUCCAAAAAAUGAGAAAUAAAAAAACAAAAAAAUAAAUAAAAACUCCAAAAUUUCAAGUCCCCAAAGUCCAAUUUUCGAAAUCUCGAAGCAAAAUCUCGAAAAUAUGAGCUGAAAUUUGGGGUAUCCCACAAAAAAAAUCGAUUUGAAAAAAUGAAUUAAAAUUGAAAGAUUCCAAAAAAGGAGAAGUUUAAAAAAUUUAAAAAUAAAGUAAAAGUUCCUUAUUUUGGCCACAACUUAUAACUUUGCGGAAACUGGUCGGAAUUAGCCCAAAUUUAGCGUGCACGCUCAGUUUAUCGUUGUCAAUGCCCGGACAGUGGAUUUAGUUAGUGAGGUACCUUCUUUUUCACGUACCACCUUACCCUUCAAAAACGGCUGCAGCCUGUGAUUCUACACUUUAUACGAUGAAACAUGUCCGGAACUAAAUUUAUUGCCUCCGUAUGGAACUAAAUGAGUCGUCACAGCCUUCGUAGGUACCCUUAAAACUGUAGAGCUAGUAUAGUAAUUCAGUGCCAGCUAGGUCGAAGCGUUUUUCCUAGCUUUAGUGCCCAAGCUUGGGCGCAGUUCGCGGAGUACCUUUGUUGUGGCCAAAAUAAGGAACUUUUUCCCAAAAAAAUCGAUUCGAAAAAAUGAAGUAAAAUUGAAAAAUUCCAAAAAAGAAAAUUUAAAAAAUAAAAAAAAAAAAUCAAAAAUUUCAAAUUCCAAGAGUCCAAUUUUCGAAAUUUCGAACUUUCGCCGCGGAAUCGGCCAUUUUCCUACCACACCGCUGUCGGGGAUCGGUUGCGGGGAGAGAAUGGCGUCCACUGAGAAACCGUCUGCUUCCAGCACGCGCGGCACGCAGACCGCGGACGCCGCCAUCGCGGCCGGCGAGCAGAACGUGAAUAAACCGUUGGACAUUCAGCAGAUCAACGGCGCUUACAAGCACGACCCGAGUCAGCGAAUCUUCGUCGGCCGCUCGCUGCGACUGGAGAAGAUGAAGUUUUUUGGGUUCGACAUGGACUAUACUUUGGCCAGUAAGUUGGGGGAGGGCUGAAGAUUACUGUAUGGACCUGAGAGGCUAGAAAAAUUGAAAAAGUAUUGAAAAACCAGAUUUUUUCUCGGAAAACGGGGUUUUUUGGCCAAAAAAUUACUUUUAUCGUUGAAAAUGACAUUUGUAACAGCUAGAUAUAGCACUGACAAGACAUUAACUUUGUUUUGAAAGCGAUAUCUUACCUUUUUACAAGUGUAAUUUUGUAAAUUUUGAAUUUUUUGAACUCAUUCGCUUAAAAAGUUUUUUUAUGGCUUUUAAGGCUAAUUUAGAAGAAGUUACUGACUUGUAAUGCAAUUAUUAAAAAGCAAAGUUUCUUUUGAAUGGCAGAUUUAAACUUUUUGCACAUCAAAAUGAAGUGUAACAUCCAAAAACAUAGACUUUUCCUGAUUUUUUGAUGAUUUUUGAUGAUAAACCUGUUUUAACGACUGAAAAUACCUUCACAGAAUAUUAUUUUCAUUUCUUUAUAUUUAUUAUCUAUCUGUUGCUUCUUGCAGUUUCAUUUCCAACAAAAUUUUUCUCUUUUUGAUCUCUAAAUCAAGUGCUAUAUCAAAAAAAACUCGAUUUCCUCCAUAAUUCCCCGCUUUUUCAGACUACAAAUCGCCGCAAUACGAGGCCAUGUUAUUUUCGCGAACCAUCAGCCGCCUCAUCGAGAUCGGGUACCCGGAACAGUUGCGCAAUCUCAAUUACAACUCCAAUUUCCCGGUGCGCGGUCUUUGGUUCGACAUGGUGCAUGGGAACUUGUUGAAGGUGGACGGGUUCGGGAACAUCCUCGUCGGAGUUCACGGCUUCCACUUUAUGAAGCCCAAUGAGAUCGAGGAGCAGUAUCCGAACAAGUUUUUGCAUCUGACUGAUAGUAGAGUGAUCGUGUUGAAUACGUUGUUCAAUAUGCCGGACACGUACUUGUUGGCCUCGUUGGUGGACUACUUUGACAAUGAUCCGGAGUACAAAGUGUAAGUUUAUUGUAGGUUUGAGUGGUAAGAUUGUUUUUUUGCAAUGUUUUUCGCUUUUCGGUAUGAGGGAAAGACUUGACCCAGGGUUUGCAUGUGAGGGAAAGACUUGACCCAGAGUUGUAUAUGAGGGAAAGACGUGACCCAGGGUGUGGGUGUAAGGGAAAGACUUGACCCAAGGUGGGCAAAGACUUGACCCAUAUGGAGAAAAGUGGGUCAAGUCUUUACAUUGACGAAGAAAAUAAAAAUUUCAAUUUUCAACUUGAUUUAUGGUGGUUGUAGGUUUUUUUAAGUUAAGGAAAGUCUUGACACAUUUUUAAAUUUUGGCUUUUAUGUUUCCCUCGGCCGGAAACUUCCAGUUUUUCGCGGUUUUUAUGAUUUUUUUGGUAUUUUUCAGAAUUUUCCUAUGAGGGAAACACUUGACCCAUUUUGAGAUAUUUUGAGUCAAGUCUUUCUCUUGAUGAAAAAUAGUGGAAAUUUUUAAAAAAAUUAUUGUCCAUCAAAUUUUAUCUCCCUUUUUCAGCCUUCCCGACCGCACAGGAGUCCGCCGAAAUGACGUCAUCAUGUCCUACAAGUCGUUUGCCAAAGACGUAACCAACGCCGUGAACUGGGUUCACACCGAGGGCUCCAUGAAACAGUUCGUUUUGAACAACAUUGAGCAGUUUGUGGUGAAAGAUGAGAGAAUCAAACAGCUGCUGCCUCAGUUGCGACGACAUGGGCAGACUUUUUUGUUGACCAACAGCGAGUACAGCUAUACGAAUGUAAGUGAAACAAUAGAUAUUUUUUCAGGGUUGUAGGGAAUAUGGUAGAUGCAAAAAGGUAUUUGAAGUCUUGUAGAUGAGGUGUAUGGAAGAUACAAGGCAUCUGCAGUCUGCAAUUGGCAGUUUUCAUCUAAUUUGGCCUGGCUUCUGGGGAUAUUUCUAGUUUUUUUGAAUCGUUUUUGGCCAAAAUUUUUAUCUUUUCCAAUUUUGUCUCGGUCGUGCUAUGCACAAAAAAUGUAACAAAAUAAAAAAUCCAUCUUGAUUUGUGAGUAAAAAAUAGGUAUUUUUUGAGGGUUGUAGGGAAUAUGGUAGAUGCAAAAUGGCAUUUGAAGUCUUGCGGAUGAGGUUUAUAGAAAAUACAAGGCAUCUGCAGUCUGCAAUUUGCAGUUUUUAUCUAAUUUUACCUUGUUUUUGACAAUAUUUCUAGUUUUAAUCGUUUUUGGCCAAAAUUUUUAUCUUUUCUAAUCAAUUUUGAUAUGUAAACUCAUCAUAACCUAUUCCUAUAACAAAAUUAUUCAACUCCAGGGUGUGAUGACCUAUCUUCUCGGCCCUCAAUGGGCGGAAUACUUUGAUAUUGCCGUGGUGGACGCGAAGAAGCCGAAUUGGUUCGCGGAGGGCACUGUUUUCCGCCAAGUCGACACUUCCACCGGCGUAUUGAAGCUGGGAAUGCACACGGGCCCGUUGAAGAAGGGUCAAGUCUAUUCGGGCGGGUCUUGUGACGCGUUUCGGCGAAUGAUGAAGGCCCGAGGAAAGGAUAUAUUGUACAUUGGAGAUCAUAUUUUUGGAGAUGUUUUGAGAUCCAAAAAGAAUAGAGGUAAGGGUUUUUUUUGUUUUUUGAUAUUUUUGUAAAAUACGGGAAAGGGAGACUUGACCCAAAUUUUGUUUUUUUGGCAAGACAUUAUAGGUUUUUUUUACAUUUUGUUUGUUGAAAAAUAUACAAAAAAAUUUUAAUAACCUUUUAGGCCCAAACUUGGCCCAAAAUUCAAAUUUGAGUCAAGUCUUCCGCUCGCUGCAAAAACUCAAUUUUUUUCAAAUUUUUCCCAAUUUCAGGUUGGAGAACAUUCCUGGUGGUCCCGGAAAUCGAGCAUGAGUUGACGAUCUGGACGGAACGUCACAGUCUAUUCGAACGGCUCGCUCAACUUGACGUCCAACUGGCCAAAUUGUACAAGAAUAUGGAUGCCACUUCGUCCAAUUCGGCUCAUGUGGAAAUUGCAGAAGCUGUGAAAGCUAUUCGAGUGAGCGUUUUGUGAAAAAAUGUCAUUUUUUGUAAAAAAAAAUCAGAUCCGUCAAAUUUUUGAGUCCCACCAUGAAAACCUGACUGCUCAAAAUUUUGUUUUUUUCCUUAAUUGUAAAACAUCUCGAUUUACAAUUUUCCAGGCUAAACAAUACCUAUUUCUUUCAAAACAGUAAUUUUUGGCUAAAUUCACAAUUUUGGGUCCUGGCACGAAAAUUUGAUUUUUCGCAAAACCUCCAAAUUUCAAUUCUAACCUCUUUGCUACCCUCCACAAAGCAACCUACUAAACAUAUUUCCUUUCAAAAGCGUAAUUUUUGGCUAAAUUCACAAAUUUUGGGUCCUGGCACGAAAAUUUGAUUUUUCGCAAAACCUCCAAAUUUCAAUUCUAACGUCUUUACUACCCUCCAAAAAGUAAUAACUACCAAAAAAAGGCAAUUAACAUCCAUCUCCCUCUACAUUUACGGGUCUUUUCACCUUAUCCAUCGCAAACUGACCAGUGGCUCUUCCAGCUCAUAAUUUGGGCCAACUUCUGAAAAUUUUAUUUCGAAUUUCAGAACCUAACCCACGAAAUGGACCAGGCGUACGGCGUGCUGGGCCCACUGUUCCGGUCGGGCUCCAGAACCACAUUUUUUGCGACCCAAGUGGAGCGCUAUGCGGACCUGUACGCCGCCUCGCCGUACAACCUCAUCUACUACCCGACGUUCUACUUUUUCCGCGCCCCCAUGAUGCUCAUGCCGCAUGAGAGUACGGUGGAUCAUUUGGCCAAGAUGUCGAAGCCGACCAACGACAAGCUGGGCCGCCAGCCCUCCAAGUCGAUGGCCAGCUUCUGUCACGAGGACAUUGACGACGAACCCCUCUCCGAGGAGGAGGGAUAUCAGGAUCUGGCGUCGGUGUCGUCCACUGAAGACAACUUCUCGCUGGCGUCGUAUGCGAAGAAGUCGAUGAAUUGA